CGCAAAACUCGGCGUCCGUUUCUUAGCAACCAGUGUUAACAGAGGAUCUUGAACCCUCGAAAGACCCAGAACUGCUGGACUUGAUAAACCAGCGAAUCAGCGAGCGCCGGACGCAGAGCAGACGGACCUCAUGACCCAGGGCACUCACUGAACCGCAGCACACGCUUCUUACCCCCCCCCAACGUCCACUUCAUCGGAGUUACAGGAUGGGGAAGAAAGUGAGGAAAGAGCCUGAGACUCCCUCCAAAGAAACAUUUGACCCUCUGUCAAUCGAGAGCAAGAAGGCAGCCACCGUUAUCCUGAUGCUGAGCUCCACUGAAGAGGAAGUCUUGGCCAAAGCAUGUGAAGCCAUCCUGAGAUACGCAGAAAAAGGUGAUGAAAACAAGAGCUCCUUGGUGGGGCUGGGAGUUAUGGAACCUUUAUGCCAUCUGUUAUCUCACGGGGACAGUCUAGUGAGCAGGAAUGCUGUUAUGGCCUUGGGGGUUAUGGCAUCUAACAAUGAUGUUAAAGGAGUUUUGAAGAAAAUGGAUAUCAUACCUUCAGUUAUCAGCAAAUUGUCACCAGACGGGGAUGUUGUUGUCCAUGAAUUUGCCACCUUGUGUCUGGCCGCCCUAUCCACUGAAUUUACCAACAAGAUCCGAAUCUGUGACAACAAUGGAUUGGAUCCACUAAUCAAUCUCCUGUCAAGCCCAGAUCCUGAUGUGCAGAAGAAUUCUCUAGAAUGCAUUUAUAACCUUGUUCAGGACCUCCCGAACUGCACAGCCGUGUGCAGACUUCAUGGCAUCCCACCCCUGCUACACCUCCUGCACUCCGAGUUCCCCGUCAUCCAGCAGCUAGUCCUCUGCACGCUGGAGAGGGUCACCUCCGAUGCAGAGGCGCGUUCCGCCCUCCGGGGGGAGCAGGGCUUCCACCAGCUGCUGGAGCUUCUGUCAUCCAGAGAGCACAGUGACCUGCACGCUGAGGCCUUGAGGGUGAUCUCCAACUGCUUGGAGGAUGCUGGUUCCUUGCCAUUCCUUCAGGAAUCUGGGAAGCUGGACCAGCUUCUGCAGUUUCUGGCCUCUCCUGCUUCCCCGGAGGUGCUGAACGCGGCGGCCAAGGCUGUUUCCAGGAUGGCCAGGAGUGGUGAGAACCGGAAACUCCUGCAUGAACACGAUGUGGAAAGUGCUCUCGUUAACCUCCUGGCCACGGAUAAUGACCACGUGCGGGCUACCGCCUGCCAGGCAAUGACAGGCAUGAGUGAGAAUGAUGCCAGCAAAGACAAGUUCAGGCAAUUGGAUGUGAUCCGGGCCAUAGUCCCGCUCCUGGCCAAUGAGAGUGGAGAGCUGAGGGAGGCUGCUGCCCAGACUUUGUCCAGACUGACCAAUGGCAGCCCACCCAACUCUCAGGCGGUGUAUGAGGCAGAGGGGGUAGGGCCUCUGGUGCACCUGCUGCAGGACCCUCGGUCUGGGGCCAUGGCUCAUGCGGCGGCUGUCCUGGCCAACAUGGCGGCCCAGGAGCCUCUACGGCGCAGCAUCCUGGCCCGUUUUGGCAUGCGGUGCCUGGUGGGGCCCCUGCAGGCGGCUGAUGCUCACACGCUCACCAGCGCAGCCCUGGCGGUGUCUGCUCUGGCGUGUGAUGCUGACGGCAGGAAGGAGUUUAGGAACGCGGGUGGCCUAGCCCCUCUGGUCAAACUGCUGAGCUCCAAAGACAGUGAGAUCCGUCGCAAUGCAUGCUGGGCUGUUCGUGUGUGUGCCAACGAUGAGCCUACAGCCACUGAGAUGUACAAGCUGGGAGCCCUAGAAAUCCUACAGGACAUUAACAUGUCAGCAAACAGCAGGAAUAGAUUCAGUGAAGCUGCAUUUCAGCAGCUGUUGGACAGCAACCUGUCAGUCAAGUACAGCCUGGGCGGUCAGCUGACGUCGUCUGACAUCACCGGCGAUGGAUUUUAUGAUCCCGGACAGGCGCGGCCUGGUCAACGGGUUCUUCCUCUGGAGGAUCUGGCCAGACAGCAUGUCAACCAGCACCGGCCAGUCAUCGCGGUUAAUGGAAAACCAGACUACCUGAUAUCCACUGAGUCCUCCGACAAUAAACUGCAAGAUGUCCCAAGCCCUUCCUGUUCCUCGACCGUCCUGAACAAGAGCGGUGUGAGAUCCCCCAGUAAGGUAAGGAGCAAGGUCAGGAGAGAGGAGGACAGGCGGAAGGAUAAGGAUGAGAGUGGACCUCAGCCUGAUACUUCGGGGGUGAAGCCGUGGACCCAGCAGUGUGACGCUGAUCUCCAUGGCCUGGUCCUGGAGGCCAGCAGGACUGUUUCGCCUCUACGUGAUGAGAGGGACCGCUGUGCCACUCUAGCCAAGUUGGUGAGCGACGCCAUGGGUGGCACUGUGGCCCGGGACGAGCUGGACCGCUUCAUGUGGGAGAUACAUCUCAGCGAGCUGAAGCUUCAGCUCCAGUCCAACGUCAUCCCCAUUGGGAGGAUCAAAAAAGGGACGUUCUCCCACCGAGCCCUGCUGUUCAAGGUGCUAGCUGACGGGAUCGGGCUGAGCUGCAGCCUGGAACGUGGGGAGUACAACCGGGCCUGGAACAAGGUCCGACUGACUGAGGGUCCCCCCGAUAUCCAUGGAUGCUACUGCCGACCCCGGACCUACAUAGUGGACCUCAUGCACUCCCCAGGUGUCCUCAUGAGGAGCGAUUCACCGGAAGCCAUCCGAUACCAGACCAUCUGACGAGCAUCAAGACAUCACCCACCACACUUAGUAUGCGUUCAUUGUCCUUCAGUGUUCGGAGGAACGUAUUCGGUUAUGGAUGACACUGCUGUUUACAUCUGAAUUCACAUGCAACUUUUUGGAUUCAUAAUAUUUGUGGCAUCGAACAAUACACUGCAGCGUUUACAGAUGCUUUAGGUCAGGAGAUUCGCGUUUGCUAUAGCAGAUGUCGAUUUCAAAACUUCCACUGUGAUUUCCAAAAAAUACACUUGUGUGGCUCCAUUUUUCUGGACUUUUAAGUAAAUCAAAAGUGAUCUUUUGUAAACGUAAUCUAAUGACAAGAUCUAUUCAUUAUGUAUUCAUGAGUGAUUUAAAUAUAUUUAAAGAAUAAAAGAA
Messenger RNA from Brienomyrus brachyistius, 3077 nucleotides. It is a transcript of the gene armc3, whose product is annotated as armadillo repeat containing 3. The transcript has 19 exons. The coding region runs from base 207 to 2702 and encodes 831 amino acids. The record is from RefSeq and is a predicted model, not a curated record. NCBI's taxonomy places the organism in Eukaryota, Metazoa, Chordata, Actinopteri, Osteoglossiformes, Mormyridae. Gene Ontology annotation, molecular function: protein binding.